AUGCCGGAAGGUAAUUCAGAUAUUCCCCUGAAGCAAAAGUCACGACGAGGACAGACUAAGCGGGCAGUCAAAUCAAAAAACACUGGAGACAAGAGGAAACUGUGUUCGAAAGCGAUCAAAACAAUCCCCGUGGUACAAGGGCCAGUUAUGAGAUUGUCUGAUGGAAAUUUGCAGGCAGCUAUUGAGAAAGCAAGACCAGAAAGUACCGCUGAAAUCGAUAUUAAGACUGCAAGAUUGAUCAAAAAUCUGGCUGAGCAGGAAGAGGUUACCGGGGCCGCCGUUGAGAAUUUGGGUGCAAAGGAUCAAAGUAGCAAGCAAGAAGUCGAAUGUGUCCCUAGAGUUCAGAAGGAAACUGCUACUGAGAUUGUGGGCACACUUACAGAGGCUGGAACCCAGAUCGAACUUGAUUCUUUUGAUUUGGUGAUGAAUAUGGUCAAGCAAAUGGUGGAAAGAAGUGAAGUGAACAAGAAAGAAGAUAUCAAGACUUAUGCGCCAUUUUCAGAGAUUGAUCCCAGUGAAAGCUUGAGUGGAUCCGCCGAGAAGAGCAGAGAGAAGGAACGUUGUGAUGCUAACGCCGCUGACCACUCCGUCGCCCACACUCCUAACAUUUUUGCUGGAAUAGAUGUCAAGACACUGGAGUCGACUGACCGUUUUCUUAACGUAUUUGCCGAUAGUAUUGAUUCAUUAAUUUCUUCACUUGAGAAAACAAGUCUCCGGCAGUCACAAGACAUGAAUAAACCCAAAAAUAUCAACCCAGAUCACUCACGCUGGUUUCGAUAUCGCCACAACUCGAUUAAUCAGCACGUUGAGUUAUGUCAGCUUGUUCCACAAGUUGUGCAAAGCUAUCCUAUACAAAGAGAGAAAACAACAAUAGCUCGACUCAAUAUAAAUGGUCUUCAUCGAUGUACCGCAGCUAGUGGCUGGGACCAACCCUUCCAAAAAAACGAUAUUAUAUCGAACUUGACCUGGACAUCACAAGUGGAAGAACUUUGCAAGAUCAUCAACCAUAAACUCCCCCAUCAAAAAGAUCUGGACUAUGGAUUUCCCGGCAGGUAUCAUGCAUGUCACGCGGAAAAACAAUUGAUUGCUUGGUAUCUUUACGAAAACACAUUGGCAGGACAUCAAGUCAACACGAAACUACCAAAUACUCUUCCCUACCGAGAGCUCAAAGCUUCAGCUCCACGAGGGGCUCUUAUAGUUGUUAGUCGAAAGAUCUGCAAAGAUUGUAAGGAGUUUAUCGAGAAGGUCAGAAAGCACUUUGAAAUUUCCGAUCACUUUCACGUGGAAUCUCGUACACAUCUUGAGGACAUACUUGAUACGGAAAAGACUAAGAAGUUUCUUGAAAGUUGUAAUAACUGGAAAUUCUAUUGA
Messenger RNA from Botrytis sinoallii, 1371 nucleotides. RefSeq lists its product as uncharacterized. The transcript is spliced from 3 exons. The record is from RefSeq and is a predicted model, not a curated record. NCBI's taxonomy places the organism in Eukaryota, Fungi, Ascomycota, Leotiomycetes, Helotiales, Sclerotiniaceae. The coding region runs from base 1 to 1371 and encodes 456 amino acids.